Arctia plantaginis is the source of this 633-nucleotide messenger RNA. The record is from the annotation of a GenBank genome assembly. Lineage: Eukaryota; Metazoa; Arthropoda; Insecta; Lepidoptera; Erebidae.
AUGACGUCUCCUUUUUUAGUCGACAACAUUUUGCAUCAUCAAAAAACUGAAUUACACAAUCAAUAUAUUAACCAACAACUAGAAAAUUACGUUCGUCAAAAUUACGAGAGAUCCAGAGACAAUACACCAGAGAUAGACGAAACUAAAUUGCCAGAGGCCGACGAAGAAAAUCGUGCUGAUGAAUUAGCAGAUGAUACUAAACUCGAAGAUGAUGACUCCAAAUCUCGUGAUGAAGAAUACGCCAUUAAAAAUGAAGUAUAUUAUAACAAUGAUUAUUUUCAAAGAAACGAAGAAAAUAGGUCUGAGAAAGAAGUUCUUAAUGUACCCAAUUUGGUUAGGCGAUGUCAAACUUGUGGCUCGUUUGAUUGUCCUCCGUUUUCUUGUAAGAAGUCUGGUAUCAGACGUCUGGAAGAGCUGGAAAAACGGUUCAAUCUCAAUUAUCAGGAGAAUUCUGGUGAUGAAGCUGAUAAGCAGGAAGGGAAGGCGUUCACUGAUGAAUUGGUCAGAAGCUGUGAGGAUUAUAAUGAGCCAAAGAAACCGAUGUUGAAGUUUAGUGUCAGUGCUAUACUCGGAGAAGAUAAUUGCAUGAGAAAUAACAGUAUCGGGGGUGAGUUGUUUGCAAUAUUUGUUUAA